AUGAUGUCAUCGCAGGCUGCUCCAGGAGCUUUGGGGGCGCCAAGGUGGUCCUUUCUAGCAUUCCUUGGAUUGUUGAUCGGUGUGCUGGUGGCUGGCGGGGUGCUCUUGUCCCUGAAUUGGCGGGAGGUGGAGUAUGCUGUCGUGAUGGACAGCGGGAGCACAGGUACUCGAUGUUACGUGUAUUCUUGGGCGCGCAGCGGUGCUUGGGGCCUGCCAAAAGUGGUGGACAGCACCGCAAAGCUGGGCCGCGCGGAGCGCUUCGGGCAGAAACGAACCGCCUAUAAACGAGUUGAAACUGAGCCUGGGCUGGACCAAUUUGUGGGAGACGUUGUGAAAGUGAACCAGGCGCUUGAUCCUUUGAUCCAGUAUGCUCUCAAGGAGGUGCCGGAAAGCAAGAGGCCCAUCACUCCUGUCUUCCUCUUCGCAACCGCAGGUCUGCGGAGGCUCCCCCAAGCAGACUCCGCUUGGCUCCUCCAAAUGGCGCAGCAGAUGCUCUCUGCGUCCCCGUUCCUCUUCGAACCCGAGUGGGCCCGUAUCAUAAGCGGGCAAGACGAGGCCGUCUACGGCUGGAUUGCACUCAACUAUUUGACCGGAAAGUUGAGCCAGGGCCAGGAAGCAGCCCCGCUGGGGUCGCUCGAUAUGGGGGGUUCGUCGCUGGAGGUUACCUUCCUACCAGAGGCUAUGCCGUCCUCCGAGCACGGAGUGAACGUCACUAUCAAGGAGACGGACUACCACCUGUAUGCCCACUCACAUCCAUCGUUCGGGAUGAACGACGCGUUCCAGAAGAGCGUGCUAUUUGCAAUGGAGGACAACGGGGCUGGGGAGAACGCCUUGGAGGUUGAACAUCCGUGCCUUCACACAGGCUACAACGACACGUACCGCUUCAAGAAGCGGAGAUCAGACGCUGCCGUCUCGACGUCCGCUGUCGCCGACAAGGCCCUGAAAGAGGGCCACGGAAGACGACUCCUCCGCUGGGCGGCGGAGAAUGUUCCCUUUCGAAGCAAAGUGCCGACUAGCGGCCUCCACUCCCUUCAGCAAUCUCCGUUGGGAUCCUCGCAGCCUGCACGAGCGCAAGGUGUCAACGCAGGGCAGGGGUUCUUGAAAGCGUUCUUUGACACCGUGUUUCGACGGCCCUUAGUAGGAGACAGCGAGUUGCAGUCCACACCUUCUGGUCUUCACGGAGCGUUCACAGCCUUAGGUAGAAGAUUAAGAAGGUUCACACUGCACCAAGAUUCGAGGCAGUGGCGCAAGCCGCCUUCAGACAGAGCCCAGAUUCCGAGUAUGCGCAGUGCGCAAGUCACGCACGCAGCUGCUCUUACGACAGCACUACAGGCUUCGCAGUUAGAUCUUGUACCAUACCCACACAACCCUUCCCAGGGUCACAGACAGGAAAGCGUGUCCGAGGUUGGCACGUUGCUGCACGGAGAGUCACCAAUUUUUAAGUCCGUUAGCACACCUGUCAGCCAAUCAGCGUCUUUUAGAUCGACGGACAGCACGAGCGAAAAGGAGAUUGAGCACUUAAGCUCAGCACGGGGCGGCGCUGCACUGGCCCGGCGUAGAGUGCUCGAAGAGCGAUCCGGUCCGACGUCCGUGAAGCUGAUUGGACGUCCGGACUGGCAGGCGUGCCAGGCGCUCGUGGACAGGGUGGUGACGUCAGCGGAGGAGUGUGAGGAGGAGCCGUGUGCCUUGGGGGCGCACCAGCCGGCUCUGCGGGGAAACUUUAUGGCCCUGACAGGCUUCUUCGUCGUGUACCACUUCUUUGGCCUUGCUGGCAGCGUUCCCCUUGACCGGUUGCUCGAUGCCGGGCAAGCGUUCUGCAAGAAAACGUGGACGCACGUGAAGGCAGAGUACUAUGGCGAGAGGGGGCUGGAUAGGUACUGUUUCCGAGCGCCUUACGUGGUGUCGCUGCUUCGGAAAGGCCUGGGUUUGCGGGACGACCAGAUCCAGAUCGGAACCGGCGACAUGGCGUGGACUCUGGGGGCUGCGCUGUACGAGGGAGGGGCGCUCAAGCCCGCGGCCAAGCCCAUCACUCUGGAGGACCCCGGGGCUCAAACUAUGGCCCAACUGCUGCGCGUCCCCCAGCUCCCCCAAACCCUUUCCGGUCUAGUUGUCAGGCACCUGCCCCUGGUCAUCGUCGUGUUGGCGCUCGUUGGGUUGACAGCUGUCACCGUCGUGCGGUGGUGGAAGGCACGGGUCCGGUCGUUUGAUGCGCGGGCGAGGCGCGCGUACCUGCCACUGUACAACGGGCUGAGCCGGCCAGGGGGCCAAGAUGGGGGGAAACCAGGGCAUGCGUUCUCUCGGCGGCUGAUCGAGCGGCAGCGUGCCGCUCUGUUGGAUCCCAUCCCUGCCUCUCCGCCUUCUGUGCCGGUGAAGGCGCCUGCUCAGACGGGUCUCGCUACGAGGAGAACAACCUCCACCGAUGCGGGACUGGAGUUGCAGCGCAGCCUUGGAAGCGAGCUCGACCGAGAUGGUGAAGAGUAUUCGCCUUAG
Molecule: messenger RNA, 2490 nt
Organism: Klebsormidium nitens
Lineage: Eukaryota; Viridiplantae; Streptophyta; Klebsormidiophyceae; Klebsormidiales; Klebsormidiaceae
Source: the annotation of a GenBank genome assembly